CCCUGUUCCUGCUGGAGACGGCUCUGGGGCAGUACACCAGCCAGGGGGGCAUCACCUGCUGGAGGAAGAUCUGCCCCCUGUUUGAGGGCAUUGGCUUAUGUACUGUCGUGAGAAUGGUCUGUGGCUGCACUGUUUAUAUCAUCAUCCUGGCCUGGGCCUUCUUCUACCUGUUCUCCUCCUUCAGCUCUGAGCUGCCCUGGGCCAGCUGUGGAAACACCUGGAACACAGAUUCCUGUGUGGAGUUUGACAAGCAGAAUCUCACUUCCAACUGGACAGAUUCAGAAAAGACCACCUCUGCUGUAAUGGAGUUCUGGAACAGGAGGGUGCUGGGUAUCUCCAGUGGGAUCGAUGAGGUGGGCAAUCUGAGAUGGGAGCUGGGACUGUGUCUCCUUCUGGCCUGGAUCAUCUGUUACUUUUCUGUUUGGAAGGGAGUGAGGUCCACAGGGAAGGUCGUGUACUUCACAGCCACUUUCCCCUAUGUGAUGCUGGUGGUGCUGCUGGUCCGAGGACUCACCCUGCCUGGAGCUGCUGAUGGGCUGGUCUUCUACCUCUACCCUGAUGUAACUCGGCUCACUGACCCUCAGGUGUGGAUGGAUGCAGCAAAACAAGUGUUUUCCUCUUACAGUCUCUGUGGAGGAAUGUUGACGUCUCUGGGCAGCUACAACACAUAUAGUAACAAUUGUUACAAGGACUCCUUCUACCUGUGCCUCCUCAACAGCGCUACCAGCUUUGUGGCUGGAUUUGCCAUCUUCUCUGUGUUGGGCUUCAUGGCAUAUGAGCAGGGAGUGGACAUUUCGCAGGUGGCCGAGUCUGGUCCUGGCCUGGUGUUUAUUGCAUAUCCGAGAGCGGUGGCCAUGAUGCCUCUGUCUCAGCUGUGGUCUGCCUGCUUCUUCAUCAUGGUCCUCCUGCUGGGAAUGGACACAGAGUUUGUGGGCAUUGAAACGGUGAUGACAGGCAUUGUGGAUUUGUUCCCUAUGGUGCUGAGGAGAGGAUACCGGCAGGAGCUCCUCCUGCUCCUCUUCUGUGUGGUCUGCUUCCUGCUCGGGCUCCUCAUGGUCACUGAGGGUGGCCUGUAUGUCUUCCUGCUGGUUGAUUACUAUGGCAGCAAUGGGGCCUGCAUUUUGUUUGUUGCCAUAUUUCAGAGCAUCUGCAUUGGAUGGGUGUACGGAGCUGAUCUCUUCUGUGCCAACAUUGAGGACAUGACUGGCUAUCGGCCUUUGUCUGCAUUUUGGUACUGUUGGCGCUACAUCACUCCAGCUGUGUGCACUCAGUGCCCCUGUGCUGUCCUGGUGAAGCUGAGUCACUGAACUGAGGUGAAGCUGUCUGUUCUUUCCCCUUC
This is a messenger RNA of Lepisosteus oculatus (spotted gar), 1339 nucleotides long. Lineage: Eukaryota; Metazoa; Chordata; Actinopteri; Semionotiformes; Lepisosteidae. The record is from RefSeq and is a predicted model, not a curated record.